Molecule: messenger RNA, 8249 nt
Organism: Amoebophrya sp. A120
Lineage: Eukaryota; Dinophyceae; Syndiniales; Amoebophryaceae
Source: the annotation of a GenBank genome assembly
CUGAGAUCUUAUGUAGGUGCCUUCGCUAGUUAGGCCUUCGCUAGUCGCCAUUUCUUUGGUUGGUAUGAUCUUUAGCGCCACUGUACUUAAUAUCUAGCUGUGAUCAUGGAUUGCAAUGACUUUCAUUGUAGUAGUAGUUUCACUCGAGUACUAGUACUAUGGAGGGUGAUCAUGAUGUCCGAAUGAAGUGCACUCUCUACUCCGAGUUGACUUGCUCUCCCCUCACUUGCUUCCCCCAAAGAAAAAAAGCUACCUACUCCCUGGCCCGUAUUUUUGCUGCACCAACUCCUCACAGGACUUCCAUCCUUGCUGUUGGUUCUUCUUCAUCUUGAGUCUUUAUUUUUUUACCCCGGUGUACGCCGAAUUCUCCUGUGUGGAAACAGACGGAAGCACUAAUCUGUUGACAAAAGUAGGAGCGCGUAAGUUUUACUAGUUGAGAUUAUGAGAAAAAUACACCGACAAAACCAUUGGCCUUUGGAAUUUUGAAAAAGUUUUUUACAUCGAAAUGGGCGAGGACAGCAGUCCGGCUCCCCGAUCGCCGGGGGAAGCAGGCGAAAAUCCGCCAGAAGACGAACAACGACAGCAGGAACAAAAAGUGGAACAAAAAAUACAAGACGGAGAGAAGCAGGACGCGGGAGCUGUUUCCGAACACCACGCGGACCAAAAAAAACAAAAAGAGCCAGGACCAGUAGAGAAAAGCGACAAAGAGCCCGAAGCCCCUCCCUCCCCCGUGGCAGAAGACGCAGCGGCGCGCGCACUCGGCCCACCCCCGAACAUGCCGAGCGCGGAAGAGAUCGCCGAGGCGCUCCGGUAUAGCGACCCCGUCAAGAGAGCGCAAAACGAGGCCGCGGCGGUGUGCACGCUGGAGGCGGUUGCGCUCGAAUUCGCGGCACACCUCGGGCCCCCGGCCCCCACGAACGAAGCAGAGACCAGGAAGUUCACGGACGGGCUUCGCGACUGGUGCCGCAAGGACGAGCAGGCUGGCGUCGUUCCGAAGCGAAAAGAUGGAAAAGUAACCUGGCAGUGGCCGAAGGGGACGGACCUGGACACGGUCCGGCAGUUGGUGGCGCAGAAGUACAUCACCAAGCGAAAGCGGGCGCAGGUCGUGGACUACAAGCCAAAAUUCCAAAAAAGGAAGAAGAACCAGGCGGACCAGGCCGCAGCCGCACCUGGGGAGCCGCCGCAGAAGAAGCAGAAGGCUGCAGAAGGGGGGUCGGGCGGUGGCCCGCCGGCGGCUCCAGCUGGAGAAAAAAAGCCUGUGAAGGGGAAGGCGAAAAAAGAAAAAAAGGCCGCGCCCGUGAAAAAAGAACCGAAGCCGAAGCAGGCGAUGAAAAAGAAGGCGCCCGGGAUAUCACGAUGAAAAGCGCCCCGGCCCCAGAGCCGCAGCCGAAGUGUUUACCAGGCAAAGCUCCACCAACUGGGCUGGAGCUUUUUCUUUGUUGCAUAAAGGAAGGCCGGCGCGUUUCGUUUCAGAACGGACGCGAGCCGCGCCGCUCCAGCAGGGCAGUCCCCAUUUUGUUGUGCGAGUGUGCGGCUAAGAUUUUCUCUACGCCGCGUUGCGAAUUAGUGAUGCUGCAACAUUCGGUAUGGCGGGUGUUUCCGGUUUGGGUUUUUGAAUAGCAAACAUGUCUCCGCUCUGGGGCACUGGGGGCACUUUUCCAUGUGAUAGGGGAAGGCGAAGGUGGCGGGGAAGGUCGCUGGGAAGGAUGGCGCCCCGGCCUCGUCUUCCAGUGACAGCGACAGCUCCUCAGACUCCGACAGUGACGACGACCCACAGGCGCGCCAGAAGGAAGAACAAAGGCGCAGGCAGAUGGAGCUGGUGUGGCGGCGCGAUCGGGUUCCGUUGAUCGAAAAGGCGAACAACGCGCUGACGGCGGCCAGGGAGGAAGCGAAGCGGGAACAUCCCAAGGAGAAGAGCGACCACUCGGCGUAUUUCCACGCGCAGCCCGAUCAGGUCCUCCCCGUCAAGGUUUCCUACUCCUACAAGGAGGCCAACUUUUCGGGCGCGGCUACCCCGGCAACCUUGCAUCCCUCGAGCUCGGUGCCCCCCGUGAACGCGACUAGGAGUACUGGCGAGCAAGAGGAGCAGGAAGAACCUUCUCCAGAAAACGCGACGACACCUGCGCCGGUGGUCUGGGACAAUGUCGACGUACAGGAGAACAUCACCUACCGCUUUAUCAGUGACCCCAUGUUAAUGAAGGCCGGAGGAAGCCGCUACCGCUGCGCGACUUUGGGCAAGGGGAUGUAUGGCAUAGUCUACAAGGCCUGGCGCUCCGUCGAAGCGGCCCCGCAGGAUUCGGAGAAACCGAGCAACUGGACCCAGGUCGCGCUAAAGUCAUCGCGGCAAAUGAACGACCCGGAAUCCGUAUCGGAUGCGGAGAGCACUAAACUAGCAAGGUUCUGCUAGCCGCGGAGGGGCCCCGAAAGGCCGCGGAGGGGUUUGGCUCUGGCAGUGGGGGAAAUAAAGGAAGAGGCGAGGUGCCUGCGCCACGCUUUUUUUGUAAUGCCCUUCUAGAUUUUGAAUUUGGUCUGGUUUUGACUAUGUAUGGGCUUUCUUUUUUCCCUUCAUGUGUGUUGGAACUAAUGCCGAAAAUGUGGCCUGUGCUUGCAAUUUGCUAGUGGUAGUGUAUCUCCAAUCCAUAGUCUGGCUGGGGUAGCAAAAGCGGCUCGUUCAUCGCGAACAGUAUCAUGCGAAAAAAAGCCACCAUGUGUGCCGUAGGCCUAAUCCGCUCCGUCUACCUAUGUAUGUUCCCUGCAUGGUAUUUGAGAUGUAAAAGCAGACAGGAAAAUCCUGUGCGGAUAGUUUCUGAAUUUUGCAUGUGCUUCCAUUGCACUUCUUUCGUCUUGACCCCAUUACAGAGUUCAGUCCGAUGUGCUGAGCACGUGCUGGCCUUCUUUUCCUCCGGGACAAUCCAAGUGAAAAAGGAGCAGCGGUACCUGGAGGAGCUACAUACCGCGAGCAGGAUGUACUCCGUGCACUACGACAACUGGAAGGGCCGCAUGGUAGACAGGCUGCAGGGCAAGCUGGAAAAGAUUUUGGACGCAGCUGCCCCUGCCAGCGGAGAACCGCAGGCCGCCACGGAGCUCUCCGAAGACCAGAGAUGGAACUACUGGGACACUUCGCAGAAGUUGGAUUUUCUGCAAAAACACCAGAAGAAAGACACGGCCCGGCUCCUGAUGAUGUUCCACGGUUACCUCCUGUAAAAGUACCUAUGAUCAUCGCACUACCUGGACCAAUUGCAACAAAGAACGAGGACGACUCAUGCAACACAAACCGAACGCCUGUUAGUUUCUUCGUAGUAAGUGUAAGUUCCAGUUUCCAUCAUGCACAUGUUCUACAAAUUUCGUUUUUGCAGCUGUUUGAGAUACAAACGCAGUGGAAAUCUGCCGCGUAAGAAAGCAUUCGAAUUCCUGGUAGCGCGAUGGGGUUCGUUUUGCAGUGCAUGGCGGCGCGGAAUGCUUCGAACAUGAGGGCCACAUCUUCCAGGUGUUCGAGCUCGGGCACGGAAAUAUGCAGUUUUUGCGGGAGAGAUAUAACGACCUGGUGAAGGAGGAGCUCUGGCGGAACACGGGCCAGAAGGCGCUGGCGGGCAAAGUGAACAUGGGCACCGGGCACUACGAGCCGUACGAAAAGAAUCUGAGCACCCUGAUCAACCAGUACGAGCCAAGACCGCAGGGGGAGGGCGUCCGGCCGGAAAACAAGCGCAUCGGGCUCCCCGUCCACCUCGCCGGCCGUCUUUGCUACCACGUGCUGCAGGGCCUGCGGUGGUUGAGGCACAUUGGGUACAUGCACACGGACUUGAAGCCCGACAACGUGAUGAUCCACCUGGACCCGGAACGAGUGAAAAUGGUGCGGACGCUCGCCGACCACCAGGACGAGAUGAACCGGCAGAGAAUUCUUUUUCCGGCCUCCUACGACCCGGUCGUGCACGACAACCAGCGCGUCUUGAGCGGCAACGAAAAGAUGGAAGCCGCCCUGCGCGCGAAGGAGGACCAACUGCGCAGGGAGCGUUUCUUCACCGGUAUGCACGGGCUGAGACCCAAAGACGUGGAAGGCUACAUCCUCGCCUGCACCGCGAAGUUGGCCGACCUGGGCGAGAUCAAGAAAGCGCCACUGGAGAACGCGCGAUCGCUAUUGAGAGGAAAAAUCCCCCCACCCCCGAACUUGGGAGCAUUUGUAUUGCAAACCUUUCCAAAUGAAACAUUCGCCUUCUUGCAUCUAUCAGCAUCACAGGUUUCCAAUCGUGAAUAGCAAAAAUUUGCAUUGCAAAAGACCCCAGCAAGAGCGGCGGCAGUCAUGCAAGCGAUGCGAUCCACGCCUAGACUCUGCAUCACAAAGAUUCAUACUCCUUUCAUGCAUGACAAAAAGUUUUCAUUUGGAAACUGCGCACCACAAAUACUUGCAAUUUCAGGGGUGGGGGGCACUUUUCAUUGUGAUAAUCGCAGCACAUCUCGCCUCCCUGGUACCGGGCGCCGGAGAUCUGGAUGGGGGACUGGCCGCUAAUAUGAAAUGUAAAAAUGUCUGGGUCUGGAAGAAUUCACGUUUGUCAUGCUUGUCUGGCAUAACUCUUAAAUCUGUCAUGCACGUUACCCAAGAGCUCCGCGUUUCUGUGAUGCAGAAGCGCAGUUUGUCAUGCAGAAUAGGCAACACCCAGGAGCUCAGAAACUUGUCAUGCUGAGCCAGCAUUUGUGGCCGCCUCAUGAUACGCCAACCAGCAUGACAAGUUUCUAGACCCAGACAUUUUUACAUUUGAUAGCCAACCCCGGCCGUCGACAUGUGGUCCUUCGCCGUGCUGUCCUUUGAGACCUUCGUGGGUGGCCACAAGCUCUUCCCGAGCUACACGCGGACGCUGGACCCGCGGCGGGAGAAGUUGGGGGAAAACCGGGCGGCGCGGGUGCACAUCGACAUGGUGCUGCAGGUCGUCGGCCCCUGUCCGCGGUACCUCGUGACGCGCGCGGAGGCCGCCUACUAUCGGACGUUUUACGAGACCGACCCGGCGACGGGCGCGCGGAAGUUGAAGAACAAGAGUGGCAAAGUGCCGGAUUGCUUGGUCCGGAGACUUUUUUCCCUUUCGGCAACGGACCAGAGGGACACGCACCACCUGCUCAAGCUGUACGCGCAGCACACGUUCAACGACCUCGACCCGCCAGACUUGGCGCACCAAGCCGACUAUGCAUUUUUGCAAAUUUGAGGUUCGGCGAUCAGGAAGAGUGCACCUUGUGAUGCUGCAUUUUUUGGAUUCUCAGAUACAACAGGAGCCUGUUGUAUUGCAUAUGAAGCGAGACCGAGGGGAGUCAGUCCACUUUUUUCAGUACGCGGAGAAGGCACUUCUACUCAUGUGGAACAGGCAUCAAGACCAAGACACGACCAAGAGUUUUUCAGAAAUUUAUGAUGCUAGGGGACGCACCACAGACAGCACGGGUCAUGCAAAAUGUUCAUGACAAACGUUGCACUCUUUCAGACCCAGUAGACACAUUUUUUGCAAUGCAUACCGACGGCCCGCCCGACACGGUUUCCUACCCAGAUAAAAAAGUAGGUUUGAAAAUGGCGAGGAAUUUCCAGCGGCAGGACAACCUCUUUGACAUUGAUUUUACCCCGUGGAAAAGACGCGGUCCGCGAGCUCCAAGAACUGCUGGGGUCAUGCUGCUGCUUUUUGUUUCGUUUCUUAUGCAUUUUUUCCCUUUUCCUCUCUCUGCUGCUUGGGAAACUGGUGGCGCAGCACAUAAGUUUGGGCACUUGUUGUGUGGUGAAGUUGCAUGAAACCACCCACAAUUAUUUGUGCCACGCGAGCGUGCAGCAGACAGGAAGAUUUUUUGGCCCGCUUGUAGUCUUCGGAAUAGAGAGCUAGCUGUGUUUUGAAAGUUAGUUGUAGUCCUCGAGAGCAGUCAUCUUUUUCACGAGAAUAGAAAGCAAAACCCCCCACCCCAACAACGGCAGAAAGUACGAACGGAAAUUGGCUGUCCCGCUAAGCUUGGCGCGGCGGAUGUACGUCGAGAAGGGAACCGAGGCCGAAGUAAAAGCAUCCGACGUGCUGUAUGCCACCGAAAAAAGCUAGCAGGCGGCAUUUGUAAAGUGCAAAAAUAAAGAACAAACGCACAGCAAAGUCUGCCAUGGGCGAGCCCGUAGCAUGCUGUUUACAAUUUGCAGUAGAGAUAAAUUUCUCUGUGGGUUUCCUUGCGUUUACAAAUAUGCCCAGCACCGGCCAGCUUUUAUCUGUGUGAUAUGCUACGGGAGCGGGUGUUCUACCGGGGUAGUGUGACGCGCAGGGCGCAAGGUGAUAACCGCCUACAGGAGGUACUGGAAAAGUGGCAAUUUCAACCGUGGUCGAUCGGGUGCAGGCAUGAGCUCGACGCUGACUCCGAUUUUUCGCGCGCCCCCAACGCGGAGCACCUGCCGGCCAGUGAGUCUUUCUACAGCAGCAAGGAGGCGGAGUUGCUCCUGUGCGAGCACUCUCGGCUGAUCAAAACGGCGGACGCGGACGCGGAAGAUGGCUCGGAGGGGGUGCAGGAAGUCCGGAACCCGGGCACCGAGGGACGACGAGAUGAAACCAAAGGAAACGACGACGGCAGUGGGCAAGAACUACUACCUGAGGUCGACGCUCUACUGGAGCAACAGAAAGAACAGGACCCCGUCCUCGAAGCGGAAAACGAGGAAAAUGCGCCGGCCGGGGAGGAAAAUGGCGGCGAAAAAACGAAUGACGGCAAGAAAAACGAAACCGAGGACAGCCCGGAUGCCGGUGGCGAGUCUUCCUCAAGUUCUUCCAGUUCUUCGUCAUCUGGGUCGAGCAGUGCGGACGACGACGACGAGGUAAAGAGCGAAGACGGGGAGGGACAUCAGGGGAACAAGAAGGCGCGCAGCAGUGAAGAGGAGAAAAGCAAGGGCGGCAACGUGGGUUCUCGUGGGGGCGCAGAAGAGCAGGCAGCUGACGUUGAGAUGGAGGACGCGCCAGGCGCGUUGUCGGGUCUCCGCGUACUAGCGAAAAAUACAGGAAUUGCUACAGGUGCGACCACAUCCGGAGCCGCUGCUGCCCCUGCUGGUAAAAGCGUGCCCGAAAUAAAAACAGUGGCAGAAGCGGAACUAGUUGCAGACCCCACGACGACGGCGGCGCUCGGGGAACGAACGCCCGCGGCUCUGUCCGGCGGCGGCACCACGACUUUUCCGCCGAACGGCAGCGACAACAACCAGGAACUGCAGCAGAAAAAGAAGAGCACCAGGCCGCCACCGGAAAAACCACCGGCGCAAGCGGCGACCAGGUUACGUGCGGAAAAAAGGAACUGUCGCGAUUGCUGAUUAUUUACCCUUUGCCGUGGUCGUGCUGAGGGUCGUUGUCCUUGUGCUUGGUCAUGAUGGUGAUGCAUUCAGAAAAAAUCUAUGCAGCUGCCGCUAUUUUUUAUGAAAAUCACGAGCAAGCAAGUGGUAAAGCCGAACAAGUUCUACUCGCCCAGAAAGAGAGAUUCGUCGCACCGCGUCCCCCCACAGCAACCGGUGAUGGUCACCUAUUUUUCCCUCUCCAUAUCCGCCCGAGGGAAUUUCUUUGGAGCGGGUGCGGGUCAAUCUGAAGGCGAAGUUGCAGAUUGAGUACAAUGAUUUGACGUGGAAGAUGCUGAAACUUGACAAGGAGAAACGCAUCACGCCGGACGCAGCGCUACGGCACGAGUUCUUUCGUACUCUGGCAAACGUGCAUCCGCGACUGUUUGACUAAGUAGAUCGGGAGACUGAAAGUACAACUACAACUCGUGCAUCUUCUACUUGCGUCGAGAAGAUGAGCCAGCCCUGGUGGAGGAGUGUCUGUGCAGCUGAAAAUGAUCGACAGAAGUCACUUUGUUCACCUUGACUGCUUUUUAGUCGACGCGCUACAGACUCAAGAACUUUUCACGCGCAACGGAAAAGAGCCACAAGAACAGGCGUAGAGCGAAAAGUAGAAUUUUUCAAAACUAAUGUCAAAAGUUUUUACCAACCUCCACCGACUCUUCUAUAUUGAUGAAGGUAGUAAAAGAGGUAGGGAUCAUGGCAUAGGCAUUCAAAUUUUUUUGUAACAUCAACCUUCUGGUGCUCAAGCAUCGACAGUAGAAUCCUGGCGUCAAUACUCACCAGCAGUCUCGGUAGAGAUAUGCAAUGUCAUCAAGAAACUUCUAUAAAGUACCCGAUUUAUCACGAAAGAGCGUGACCAAAAACCUAAGCAAAAGUAAUUGCGUUUUCGCAACAGCGAAGAAGGCGACCAAGGAUUGAUUAUAAAGUGAUACGCAAU